This is a messenger RNA of Alternaria triticimaculans, 660 nucleotides long. RefSeq lists its product as uncharacterized. Bases 1 to 660 code for a protein of 219 amino acids. The record is from RefSeq and is a predicted model, not a curated record. NCBI's taxonomy places the organism in Eukaryota, Fungi, Ascomycota, Dothideomycetes, Pleosporales, Pleosporaceae. The transcript is spliced from 3 exons.
AUGAAUGUCGAAAGAUGCAUCGCGCUACACAAUGAGAUAUUGCGCCACGGUUGGGUCAGCUCAGGUCGCAGUCCAGAGUCUCUCGAAGCCACCUGCAAGACAUGGUUCGACACCUUUGGCGAUGAUGCCGAGGCUGUUCGUUCCCAGCUUUCGCCUGAUCUUGUUCAGUUUCUCCAAGAAGCUCGAGUUAUUGGUUAUUCUGAAAGUGUAGUCGAUCUAUCCUUCUUCUACUGGCUACAAAAUCUCGCUUCGCCAAACUUCAUGUUUGAGCAAGCGGAAGAUUGGUCAGACGAUGGAGAAGAUGGCAAUCUUUUGGUUCUCUACGAGAUGAACAACUUCUCGGGUCACUGGUGCGGACUGGUAUAUGAUCAAGAAGCGAACCUCUGUAUCUUGAGCCCAAGCAUCCAUGACGCAGAUGAGGUCUUUGAACAGAAAGUGUGGUACCCAUUGGAAACCGCUCUGGAGUUCUGGUUGGGCCAGAUUCGGAAAGGGAAGAUCGUUGCUGCGCCCAAAGCUAUACACGAAAGAUCUGGCAAUGAGCGCUACGACCCUUGGGAGUUUAUCCCGUACAGCAAAUCCAUGCUGGAAGAGAAUCCGAGCACGCAGAAGCUGAACAAGUUGUACAUGGGCUGGUCGAAGAGAGCAUACUUCAAAGCAUGA